Messenger RNA from Spizellomyces punctatus DAOM BR117, 726 nucleotides. RefSeq lists its product as uncharacterized. The record is from RefSeq and is a predicted model, not a curated record. The transcript is spliced from 3 exons. NCBI's taxonomy places the organism in Eukaryota, Fungi, Chytridiomycota, Chytridiomycetes, Spizellomycetales, Spizellomycetaceae. Gene Ontology annotation, biological process: cyclic nucleotide metabolic process. Gene Ontology annotation, molecular function: 2',3'-cyclic-nucleotide 3'-phosphodiesterase activity. Bases 6 to 530 code for a protein of 174 amino acids.
GCGCAAUGGUCGACGUCGUGUAUUCUUUGUGGCUCUGCCCGAGUGAACCCACAGUUCAAAGUUACCUCAAGAAGGUGAUCGAUACCUUUUCGGACAGAUUGGACACACCAAAGUGGAAUCCCCAUAUUACUCUCCUAGGUGGAAUAAAUACAUCAAAAGAGGAUGUAAUAGCAUUGACACGCAAGGUUGCAGACGCUGGAGCUAACUUCAAUGUGACUCUUUCCGAUAUAGCAACUAAAGAUCUGUACUAUCAGUGUGUCAUGGCUGUCCCACAUCCUUCUGAUCCUCUGAUAGAGCUAAACACGACUGCUCGGAAAGUCUUUGAAAAAGAAGACCAACCGCUAUUUUGGCCGCACUUAUCACUUAUCUACGGUGAUCUUGACAAAGAACUAAAGCGAGAGAUUGCAGAGGAAGUGAAGAAAGAGUUUAAUGUGGUUGGUCAGAUAGUAGAUGUCAAGAGCAUCCAAAUUUGGAGCACGACAGGAAGCCCGGAAAAGUGGGAAUUCAUUGCGGAGACGCCACUAAAAUAGACGAUGUCCUUCUCCAUAUUGUGUAGGCGUCCGGUGUAGUACAUUACAGGGGAUCGUCAAAAAUGAAAUGUAUUCUGUAUCGAAAGCACUAAAAUAAACGAUGUCCUCCACCACAUUGUAGGCUCCCGUGCAGUACAUUACAGGGGAUUGUCAGGUAUGAAAUGUUGUAGCUGCCGAAAGCAACUUGCCUACGUUU